UAGGUUCUGUUCGCGUUUUGAACGGUCCCGGGACCGAUCUGAAGGAUGCCUGAUCGGUCCAGGGACCGAUCCGCUAUCUCCGAUCCAAGGAUCUGAUCGUUCAAUCCUUCUCCUGAUCGGACGGCCGUCCGAUCGGGUUGGUCACCUACCCUCUUAAAACCUCCCAUUCUUUGGCGUCUCACGCGAACCCUACCUCUCCGCUUCUCUCGUUUCUUCUUCCCAGCGCCGGCCGACCCUCGUUUCUUUCUCCGACGAACGAAGUAAUGCCUCCAAGGAAGAAAUCUGCAGGGGAGGGUACCUCUAAGUCGGAUAAGUCCAAAUCUAAGGUUCCUACCUCUUCCCGACCUCAACCAUCCAGUUCGGGGAGAUUCCCGAACCAACAGUUUGAGAAAAACUUUAAGGACAGGACUUUCAAGUUGCUCCCGUGUAGGUCGGUUGAUAAGAAGUACAUGAACGAAUUUUGUCCGUCCAUAACCGAAACUAUCGACUACUACAAACUUGACACCUUGGUAUAUUUGGAGAGAGACAUCAACCUUGACUUAGUCUCGGAAUUCUAUAAUAAUCUUCAUCAGACUUUGGAUGGUAAUUAUAGAACCCGAGUGGCUAAGCAAAACGUUGAUUUCAAUAUGAUUGACUUCUUGGGUUAUUUGGCUUGUCGUGUAAGUACGGGGUUGCUCUCUUUCUACCCUGAUUUGCCAGACCCCGUGCCUCCUCCUCUCGAUGCCUCACCUGACUCAAUCUAUGAGUAUUUCUUUGGACACCCCAGACAGGAUGGAUUAGAUGAGUUGGAUGACGACUUUCCCACAUUUCCAGCCCUUAGCCUUUCUCCUCCUGACUAUAUCCUUUUUAAAGUGGUCACACAAUGUCUUCUACCGAUCACCACUAAAUCGUUGGCAGAGAUUCGCCCGUAUCACUGUCUGAUGCUUUACGGGUUACGUCGGCGUCUAGAUUUUGAUAUCAUGUCCAAUAUCUAUGCAUCCAUCGUAUUCCAUAGCACGCCAAGCGGCGACAAUGUCUAUAUGCCUUAUGGGCAUGUCAUUACUGAUUGGCUCGAGACUUUGGGUAUAGAUGUCUCUAAGGGGAGGUUGGUGAAGAUGGUUCGCCAGGAUUGUCGACUUGGGAAGCGUGCGUUUUCCAAAUCUGGCAUCCUCAGUCAGGAUGGGACCAUUAGGUGGAUGGAUGGGACGCUUUGA
Messenger RNA from Zingiber officinale, 1193 nucleotides. RefSeq lists its product as uncharacterized. The transcript has 2 exons. Lineage: Eukaryota; Viridiplantae; Streptophyta; Magnoliopsida; Zingiberales; Zingiberaceae. The coding region runs from base 264 to 1193 and encodes 309 amino acids. The record is from RefSeq and is a predicted model, not a curated record.